Molecule: messenger RNA, 2841 nt
Organism: Symbiodinium necroappetens
Lineage: Eukaryota; Dinophyceae; Suessiales; Symbiodiniaceae
Source: the annotation of a GenBank genome assembly
AUGCCGUCGCGAAGCCGUCCUUUUUACUUCACAGUCAAGUCGAAGACCGGAGAGAAGAUUCCAGUUGCUGUCAACGGUGAGCCUACGCGAAUCGAUGCUCCGGGAUUUUCAGGCCUCUGUCACAUCAUCCACGACACCGGGAGCGAGACUGGAUCUGCGAGAGUCGAGCCCUCCCAGAAACGAGGAUUGAUCGUCCAGAUGCAGGGCAAGUUUGCAGAGGCUGCAACGUUAGGCGAGGAAAACUCCAGCAACAUAUGGCUGGGAGGAACCCUCGGAGCUGCUCUGAAUCUCGGCUGGGUCAUGCGAAACGUCGUGUCUUUGGGCUCCAAGUUCGCGAACAAGAAAACGGGAGGCCGCUUCUACAUCGACCUUGGCAACGACCACGCCCCGUGCCAGAUGGGAUUUCACCUGCGGGCCUUGUUCCGAGUCCUGGCCACUUCAGAGGGAGAAGAGGCGCCAAAACUGGGCAGCCCAGAGCUGGAUGCCAUCCCAUAUGGUGGUCCUGGACUCCUCGAGGUGGACACCAGCAAGACGUACACCUUGUAUUGGAAGAUUCCAUACCUCGACCUUUGUACGUGGGAGCUGCUGAAGGUGCCGGCCAUCAGCCCACUUCCGCUGGAGAAUGUCCUGGGGGAUCUCUCCACGACAAGGUUAUUCAUGUACGACUUGGGCAAGUGCAGCGCUCACCACCCAGACUACGAGCAGAGCCUGCUCCUCGAAGCAACCUUCGAGCGUGGAGCCGAAGGAGACGAAUUCUACGAUCCCGUGGCAGCGGUGCAUCCGCCGACGGUGCUGGACGCCCCGCCAGGCACUCCUAAGAAGGAGCCUGGUUUGCCUCAUGACGACAGCAUGAGCAUCGUGGAUUCGCUUCAGGAACUCGCCGAAGAUCUAAGCGAAGACAGCCUGGAGUUGAACAACCUUUUCGCCAGGGCCCUGCAGGAGCUACCGCUUUGGCAGGGCUUCGACUCGCUAAAUGGUCUCAACUUCCGCGUGCCUUUCUACAUCGAGGCCAUCGGCCGCUUUCGCAAGCAGGAGGUGCGCAGCUGGUACGUCCUUCGGGCCGAGUCCGCUGAUGGCGGCUUCUACUGGCAGGCACGUGAUGCUGAAGAGCUCGCGGCCCUUUGCCGUCCAAAGCGGCGGCUUUCGCGGUUCCUCCGAGGGGCGGCACCGCGGAAGUACCACUGUUGCGACGUGAGGACAUUGGAGCAGUUCCGCCUCAUCGUUACCAGCCAUCUUGCAGAGGACAGCAAGAUGCGGAGCGCCGUGCUUCAGGCAGCCAACGCACCGCCGGACAGUCCGCAAAGCCCUUCACGAUUGAUGCAACCUCCGCCCCGCUUCUUGGAGCCGGAUGGGACAAUGUGUGGCAUCGCCUUCGCGCAGGCAGCACAGGGGUUGAAGGGGGCCAAAAGGGAGGCUUUGGUUGGAGCUAUCCAUUUCGAAGGCCGAAUCUGUGAGGAGCUGCUACGCUUGAGCUCCGACAACUUCAUACGGUGCUUCAGCCCUUACGACUGUGACCAGCCGCGGGUCUUGAUCCAUGCCGGGGAGAUCACACGGGUGGAGGCCCUGUCGCAGAAGUUCCUGGACCGCUUCCACUUGUUCGAGGUGCAGACAGAUCUGAGGGCCUACGUUUUCUGCUGUGCCCACGCUCCUGAUCGGGACGAGUGGGUGGCGGCCCUGAGAGAGGCUGCACAGGCGGCCAGCGUGAGCCGGGCGAGCGGCCCCGCGGGCCCAAUGUCUCCAAAUUCGAUUUACGGCGUGGCCAGUGCCAAGAAGGCGGCGGGCAGGAGCAGAAAUUCGCGAGGGAGCGAUGUCAUUCCCAACCGGCAUGGCCCUUUUCUGGAUGCGACUGGCGCUGGGCGCUGGCCCAACAUUCGCUAUGUCUUGAACGAUCGGCUGCUGACAAGCGCGGCCCCCCACCCUCUCUCUGCAGAUGCGGCAGCGCACUUGCUUGAGCUGGCUCUGGCUUUGGGUUCGGAGCCCUCGCACACUAGUUUGGCGGCUUUCCUGGACAGCACGUGCAUGCUCAAGGCCGUCAGGUUCAAUCUGUGGAGCCAGGCAGAGCUCAAGGCCUUCUGGUGCAACGUGUACCACUGCCUCCUCCUGCAUGGCCUACUUGUUCUCAACACUCCCGACUCCGAGGAGAAGUUGGCAAUCUUCCGCAGGCGUGCGAGCUAUCUCGUCGGUCUGAGACCUGUGAGCUUGGCGGACAUUGAGACGGAGAUCUUCCAUGUGCCACAGGAAAGCGCGGCUCCACCGGAGGUGGAGUCGGUGGGGAAAGGAGGCUGCUGUGGCUUCCUGGGUGGAAAAGCGGCAAGAGCUCCAACGAAGACCUCUGCGCUGGCCGACACUGCCAAGCAGGUCGAUCAGACCGCUGCUGCCUCUGUGGAGCUGUCCCAGAAAAGCCGAGUGGCCGUGGAGUGUGAGAAUUCUUCCGGCCUGGCAACAGAACCUGUGAACGCUUGCAUGUACCUUGAUGCUGCAGAAACCUGGGAAGCGCCAAGCAUGGAUCCAAGAGUCGAGCUCAUCUUGUCAGAGGGCGCCGGCAGCUGCAGCAUUCCGGUUCUUCGAGCUUCCAGCCUGGAUCGUCAACUGGACGACGCUGCGAGCCUUUUCGUUCAGGCACAGGUCCAGACGGAGUCCAAUGGUGGCGUGGUCCGUGCCGUGACUCUGCCUGGAAAGUGCCGUGCCCUGAAGCGCCACUUCAAGAACGAGAGGGACCUUCUUUUCGCUUCGGGGAACUUGGCUUGGCACGUCGGUCAGUGUUUAGAGCCACCGUCGUCCCAAUUUUUGCUGCCGCGACUACUACCGAUCCUACAGCACCAACAAGAGCAACCAGCAUAA